CGCCGGCUGUGGCAUCCAGGACUCAAGAUACACUCACCAUAAGUUGGCAAAAAUGGUCGCCCCAGGCCGGCUCUGGGGUUUCAAGUGUUCACAGCUACGUCAUUAGAGUUUGGCAGCAGGAUGGUCAGCCCAGCAACGUCACAGUGCCAUCAGAAAAUAAUACAGCCACAAUAAUAAAUCUUUCUCACUACACAGAAUAUAACGUUAGUGUUAUUAUCUGGAAUAAUGCUGGAUAUUAUGGACUUCCUAGCCCAACAACUACUGCAAGAACAUGCGGAGAACCUGUGGCACCUCCUAAUCCAAAUGUGAACUCUUUUUUUGAUUUAUCACAAAGAUCUACUUACAUGGAAAUUAAAACAAUGGGGAUGAAUCAAGAGAUCCAUAGAUGCGACUGGUUUGCAAAAUUAACCGUGCGAUAUGAAGGAGAAUUCAACAAUGGUACAACAGACGUGCUGCGUGUAAAUGAAUCGCAGUUGAUAACCAUCACCAACCUCACAGCAAAUAGUACAUACACCAUCUACCUGACAGCAGUUAACAACUUACUACUGGUAGGACCACCAUUGACAGUGACUCACACUACAACUGAAGGGGGUAAUUUUUUCAAUUAAUUAUGAAUUUUACGAAAAUAUCAUCACGUAAAAAAAAAA
Lingula anatina is the source of this 647-nucleotide messenger RNA. RefSeq lists its product as uncharacterized. The record is from RefSeq and is a predicted model, not a curated record. Lineage: Eukaryota; Metazoa; Brachiopoda; Lingulata; Lingulida; Lingulidae. Gene Ontology annotation, molecular function: protein binding; protein tyrosine phosphatase activity. Gene Ontology annotation, biological process: protein dephosphorylation.